AUGAACCAGAAUUCUAUGAUUCAUGAUCCAAGUCUCCGACAGUAUCAAUUGGAGAGGUCUAGAGAGCUGGAAAUCUUCCACAAACUGAGUGCGAUACGCCGACAACAUGGAUUCCCAGUAGAACUCCCUCGUUUUAAUGAAUAUGGAAACAUUGUCAACAUGCCGGCGAAUGUGUUUAGUCAGCCACCUCCAUUCCUUCCACAACCAAUUCAGCAGCCAGUUUACCCUCAACCACGGUAUCAAAUUUGGGAUAACUGCAACUCAUGGUCUGUCGGUUUUCCGUUAUCUGCGACAAACAACAGCCCGACGACAGAUCAACAGAUUUAUGAACUUUUACAACAAAACCCAACACUACCACUAAAUGCGUCGCCAUCAAAAGUGAUAUUUGUCUACGAUGUGCCGCCAGGGCAUUAUGUCAUUCAGGAUAGCCAAUUGAGAUCUUGCUAUAUCAGAAACAAGUUUCAAAAUCAAAACCAGAAUCAACCAGUUACCCAUCUAUCCAAUAAAAGAGUUGUCCGAAUCGACCGGGAAACCCAAACGGAAUCUGGAGAAGCAGAACAUGCGAAGGGUGUUGCUGAUAAUCGCGAAAUUUUGCAUAAGGCGAUUAGAGAGUCUGCGACAAAGGCACCGACGAUAACAUCAAACCUUAGUGAGCCAGAUAAAGAUGAAAUACAUUCGGCGGUUUGCAAAGUGAACAAUUGGUUUCAAAUGACUGAAGAAAUCGUUUCGAACGGUAGCAGAAGCCGUAGCGAGGAACCGUUGAGCGAUGAACGAAGUAUUACUCCAAACCCAACCGACAAUCUUCCAAUGGAACAUCAAACAUCACAACAACCCCACCAAUUGCAUGGCUCUCAAUCUAGCGGCAAUUUCAAAAAACCCGCUGUUCGAAUCGUGAGACACUCCGUUGUGGAAUCAAAAAACGAGGCUAAAGAGGCGAAAGAGGCCGAUGUGGUUGGCGAUGGCGAUGACAACGAGACAGGGAGAACUGCAACGAAAAGAGACUCAGAGAAGGGCGAUGAUACGAACAAUGUGUCGCUAGUCGGAGAAUUGUCAGUUGCCGAGAAAUGCUCGGAGAGCGAUGCGACCGAGACAGACAUCAAUACUCAUUCACAUGAUGAUGUCAAUGAGAGUCAGGAGGGAGCAAGUAUCCCCAAAGAGCCAAAUCAUCCGGAGGGAAAGUCAUCAGACUAA
Molecule: messenger RNA, 1191 nt
Organism: Caenorhabditis remanei
Lineage: Eukaryota; Metazoa; Nematoda; Chromadorea; Rhabditida; Rhabditidae
Exons: 8
Coding region: 1-1191 (396 amino acids)
Source: RefSeq, a predicted model, not a curated record